UUGUAAGGCUUAGAUGAUAGCUUCGAAGGGCAUACCGAAUCUCUCGAACGCAGCUCUUAACAUACUGAACGCACUCCAAGACAACUAACAUAGCAUACCAAGCCACCGCCCACCAUGACCGCACCCACCAAGAUCAAAGCCGUCUUCUUCGACUUCAUGGGCACCUGUCUCGACUGGCACAGCAGCGUCGUCCAGGCAAUGCCGGCCUCCAUCCCCGCGCCCGCCGCCUCGCAGCUCGCCCUCGACUGGCGCCGGCAAUACUUCCUCGAAAACGAGCAGCGCGUGCGCGACCACCUAGCGCCCGAGGACAUCGACCUGACCCUCCGCCGGGCGCUUGGUGUCGCUCUCGACCGCAGCAGCAGCAGCAGCCCGGACUACAAGGCCCACCUCGAAGAAUUAUCAGACCCGGACACGACAACCCAGUUAGUCCAAGCCUGGCACCGCCAGCCCGCGUGGCCCGAGGUGUCGACGGCGAUCCAGCGGCUCCGCGACGAACUUGGCCUCGAGGUCUUCGUGCACGCCAACGGCACCACGCGGCUCCAGCUGGAUCUGACGCGCUCGUCCGGGUUGCGCUUCGACAUGCUCUUCUCCAGCCAGUUGCUGGGGGUCUACAAGCCGCGGGCGGAGGCGUAUCGACGGGGAUUGGAGCUGGUGCAGCUGCGGCCCGAGGAGGUGGUGUUGGUCGCGGCGCAUGCGUAUGAUUUGAGGGGCGCGCAGAAGGUGGGCAUGCGGACGGUCUACGUGCAUCGGUGGACGGAUGAUGUGGAUGAGGAUAUGGAGAUGGUGAAGGGCGAGUUUGAUGCGUUUCUGGAAGGGAUGGAGGGGUUGCCGGCUGCUGUUGCGGGGUUGUAGGUUGGGUGGGGUGGGUUUAUGGUCGGUCGGUCGGUCGGUCUCCCGUAGUUGCUUAGUCCUUUCUUCUUGUGCAAUUGUGUUUAUUGGUGUCUAGUAUUGGAUUUCAUCUAUAUUAAAGCCAAUGCCUCUACUCAAAGACGAUCUCAAGGCUGAGAGCUCAGAUGAAAUUGUUGGUCAACGCAUCUCAUGGUCUGCUGACUUGCGCAUACUAGGAUGUUGACUGAUCGAAAUGCGACCGUGGAGUGGAUGACACACCCCCUCUCUACCUAGUAGCUAAUGGGCACGAAU
Molecule: messenger RNA, 1140 nt
Organism: Aspergillus aculeatinus CBS 121060
Lineage: Eukaryota; Fungi; Ascomycota; Eurotiomycetes; Eurotiales; Aspergillaceae
Product: haloacid dehalogenase
Exons: 2
Coding region: 115-852 (245 amino acids)
Source: RefSeq, a predicted model, not a curated record